GGAAGCACAGCAGCAAUCGGAAGCCAUGCGGCUGGAUGCAGCAAGACUUGGCAGUGCCCUCCGGAAGGACAGCACUGACCAGCAAGGCCUUUGGCAGAUGGAUCGCCGUGCACCGUCUUGCCAGGAAGAGCAGGAGCAGUCCCCGCAGCCACCAUCAAGGAAGCCUUUCGCCUCACAGCCGUUGCGUCCAGCACCGCCUGGGGCAGAAGGAGGACACUUCAUAGUUCCACGGCGUCAGCAGAACUUAGGUUGCGUAAAGCCCCCGUUGACAUACGAGGUGAGUGUUCACGAGGCUAUUUCGGCUACGGCAUCUCCCCAGCAUCGUUUGCCGGCACCAAUUGAGGUCGCCAUAUGCGCUCGACAUCCGCAAGGAGGUCAGAAGGUCUCCGGCACCGUUGCCCGGCCCAUGGCAGUUGUGGCUGCCCUGUUCCUUCAACUUGGCAGGUUCAUCUCCUUCGUUCCCACACCAUUGCAGCCUGCCAGAAGUGACCGGAUACCAUCGGCUGCCGUCCCGACUUUGGUGGAGGAUGCUGUUAGUGAUCCCUUUGUGUCGGGCAAGCCUGGACGAGCCGGAGGAGGAGGCGAUGGUGGUCCAACGCCUCAGGAGCAAGUCCAGGUCAUCGUUUAUCGCUCUGCGCUGGCUACGACGGCGCUUUGCUGGGCUGCGACUUACACCUUGGACUUCUUCAUGACGAGUGGUAUUUCUGUGAUUGACGGCUCCAUCCAAGCAGCUGCCUUGGCUUUGGCAGAUGUUAGCGCAAGCGUGGCGGCCCUUGCUGCGCCCACGGGUUCCAGGCUGGUGGCAGGCGUCGUUUUGCGUCUUCUGGGCGGUGCCACUCUGGCAAUGGCUGCCCUGGGGCUUACUGCGCCUGGAGCCUUGGGUGCAGUUGCUGGGCCCUGCUGUUUGGUACUGGUUUGUGCCCGCGAGAUCUUCUGGUUUGGAUGGUCAUACAAGGUGGAUGCCAUUUGCGGCCUCCUCCUUUUUGCGGGCGUGGCGGGCCUCCGCCUUGCAGCUUCAUCAGCAUCCACGAGCGAGGUAUUGGCACCAGAAACUACCGUCUUCGAGAGCUGGGAUCAGAUGCCAACUGUGCCAACCUUGUUUGAUGUGCGGCCAGUGGGACCACCAUUGCUGGUGUCCUUUGGUUGCUACAUCAGCCUAUCUGAGAAGACUCGAAGCGUCGUUCUCCUUAUGCCACAGCUCAUCCUUGAGGGCAAGGCUGAUGAGCUCAUCAGCAAGUUUGAAGAGGCAUAUUUAGAGGUCAAAGCGCGCAAGGAGGUGUACCUGGCUGAAGAAGCUGAAAGCUACUUCCACUACUUGAAGCCAAAGGCUCGGGAGGCUGCCGCAGAGGCUGCGAGCCGAGGACUGUCGCAGGUGCUUGUCCUCGAGCACUUAGACGGAGAUGUGGUGGAACGCUCCUUAGCCAUGAAAGAGGGCCUGGAGGAAACGUACGGCAAAGGAAGCUUCUACAUCAGCUUGGACAAAUGGGAAUGCCAAAGAGACAUUGAAUUCUUCUUCCCGCACCUGGACGCCUUGCCUGUAGAACGCACGCUAGCCGUUAUCAAGCCUGAUGCUAUCCAGCAGGGCGAAAAGGGCGGAAAGACGGUGGAUCAAGUGGUCGAGGACGAAGCCGCACAGCUCGGCUUGUUCGUGGUCUCGAAGCAGCAGCUGGUGCCGGAUGAGGCACAGGCGAAGCUCAUCUGCCAGGAGUAUGAAAGUACCGCGGAUCAUGCAAAUGCUGUGGCAGCCGUGAUGUCCGAGCCCGGAUGCCUGGUCAUGUGCAUGGAGGGCCGAGGUGCCAUUGGCAAAAUGCAGCUUAUUUGUGGACCAUCACAUUCUGGGGCGGCUCGUGAACGUGCGCCCACAACUAUCAGAGCUCUGUGGGGCACCGAUGGCACGAGCAAUGCCAUGUAUGCAAGCAGCACCAUGGUUUCGGCAGACAAGGAAAUCAAAACGUUUUUCCCGGAUGGCGCGCUGAAGCUUGAGCGAACGCUCUGCAUCGUCAAGCCAGAUGCCAUUGCAAAUUUGGUUGCAGUCAAGGCGGAAAUCGACGCGGCCGGUUUCACCGUCUUAAAGGAGAAGCAAACCACUUUGAGCGAGGAGCGUGCAAAGGAGUUCUACAGGAGUAUGAAGGACGACCCUGCGUUCCCAGCUGUGAUCAAGGAAGCAUGCAGUGGACCCUGCUGUGCGAUGGUGCUAUGCCGCCUGGAAGCAGUCACUGUCCUCAAGCAGCUCAUGGGGAAUGCGUCAGUGAAGGAUGCGAGGAAGUCACGGCCGGGCUCCCUACGCGCCCGCUUUGGACGCGACGGCCAGCGCAACGCCGUUCACGGGAGCGAGUCUCUGAAGGACGCCGUGCAGGAAAUCCGAUUCUUCUUCCCGGAGAUGGGUGUGGAUCCGCUGCCAGAUGACAAUGAGGUCAGGGACUUCAUCUUCCGCAAGUCAGCUCGUGCCUCCAUGGACCUGCAGACGCUCUCUGACGCGCAAGCAACAGACUUCGAGCUGGAUCCAACAUUGCAGCAGCUGAUCUCAAACGGCCUCAUUGGGCUGUGUAAAGUGAAGCCACAGGGCCUUGCGGCUGUGAAGUGGUUGGCCAACUGGCUGAGUGAGAACAACCCGAACAACCAUGCUCCAAAGGCUUCAUUUGACCCCCCAACACGUACAAGCCAGUAUGUGGAGUCUGGUGUGAACGGGGACGGCAUGCCAUUUGUCGUGGAGGCACCGGUGCCAGCAGCCCCAUCAAAGCCCAUAGUGGAAGUCACGGAGGAGGAUCUCAAGAAGGAGCCAGGCGAGAGCGACUUGAAGACUCCUCCAUUUGUGGUCUUUGUGGCAGGUGGCCCAGGCUGUGGCAAGGGCACGCAGUGCGUGAGGAUCAAGGAAGAGUUUAACUUGAUCCACCUUAGCACAGGAGAUCUGAUGCGCGCGGAGGUCAAGGCUGGGUCAUACCUAGGCGGUGAAAUCGAGAAGCAUAUGUCUGCUGGCACAUUAGUUCCCGAUGACAUUGUCUUGGCGCUCCUCAAAAAGGCCAUGAUCAAGAACCAAGACACCAACAGGUUUCUGUUGGAUGGCUUCCCUCGUGCUGUCGAGCAAGCACAGCGCUUCGAGCGUGAGAUUGCAGAGGUGUCAUUCAUGCUUUACCUAGAGGCUAGCCAUGAGACAAUGAUGCAGCGCAUCAAAGGUCGAGCUGCCUCCAAUCCAGGCAGGGUGGAUGACAACGAUGAAACCGUUCGCAAGCGACUCGAAGUUUUUGACCAGCAGACUCUUCCCCUUUGCAACUACUAUGGCCCCAUUGGCAAGCUGCGCAAGGCAAAUGCGGAGAAGUCACCCGACGAGGUUUUCGCAGAGGUCAAGCGCUACUUCAGCUGCCGUUUCCUUUACCUCCUUGGUCCUCCAGGGGCCCCCGUCGACCAAAUGGCGGACAAAUUGGAAAAGCAGUAUGGCUACUCUGCCAUUAACCUGACGGCAUUGCUCAAGAGCUAUGCUGAUUCCAAUGAAGCAGACGCGCCGGCUGUGAAGAAGGCAAUGCUGGCCGGCAAGCCGGUGGAGGCCUCAAUCGCUUGUCCUCUCAUUCUUUCGGAAAUCUACAGGGACAUGGCGCUGGGCGUCCAGAAUUUCGUCUUGUCCGACUUCCCGCAGAGCCUCAAGCAAGCCCAGUUCCUGGAGUACCGUGUCUCCAGCAUUACCCGGACUUUAGUGCUGGACUUCUCACGCGCUGAUGCUGCUGACCUUGCGGCCACAAUGAGCAGCAAGGACACUCUGGAGCUCGAGCUUCGGUCCAACUCCUUCUUCGGGCAGGAGACUUCUGAGAUGCUCACGGCAUUGAAGGCAGAAAGGAUCCCCUACAGCUUGAGCGAGAUGCAGACCGCAUCCAGUGUUGUAGAUGGUACCUGGAAGAAGCUCAGUGAGCAAGUUCUGCCAUCUUUGACUGUGGUCUUGGGAUUGCCAGGCAGCGGCACAGAUGUGCUGGCGAACCUUUUGGCACAAAGUUCUCCCAACUUUGAGGCGGUCGACUGCAAUGAGCUGUUGGACAAGGAGCUUGAGCGUCAGACGGAAAUGGGGCUGGCUAUGCACAACAUGCUGGCAAAGGGUCAGGUUGUUCCGUUGUCCAUGACGUUGGAGCUUCUCAAGGGCGUGGCCAAUCUAACAUGCUCUGAGUGUCUGAUUAUUCAGAACUGCCCCCAGUAUGUCGACCAGAUAGAACUGAUCGAGCGCGACUUCCGCAUCAACAAGGUGUAUUACAUCCAUGGCAACGAAGCCGCCGAGAAGUCGUGGGCGGACAGUUUUGCGUCGAAGGACGACAGUACAACGGCUGCCAAGCGCUUCAGUGAUCUGCAAAGCCGCUUGCCGCCCAUCGUUGCGCACUUCAGCCGCCUCGGCCUUCUUGAGAAGUUUGAGGUGGCCGAAACUCCCAACAAGGAGAAGCUGCAAAGCCUCAUCAACAAGUCCCGCAUGCCGCAAUUUGCAGUGGUCAGCAGCUUGUCUCCAGUCCUGGGUGCCAAAAAGGCGCAGGAGCUUUGCGAUGCCUAUGGCGGUAGCCCGAUAACGGCGAAGAGCCUGGCUGAGUUUACGGGCACAGCAUCCGCGGACAGCUCUGAUGAGAUCACCAUGCUCAAAACCUUCGCGCAGGGACGCGCGGAACCGUUCCUGGUGCUGCAGGAUUGCCCCAGCGUGGACUCGCAAGCUCACGCCUUCCUGGAGGCCUUUGGGGCACCCCGAGCUGUGGUCUAUCUUGAGUGUGAUGAUGAGUACCUGGAGGAAGAGUACCGAGGCCUACACGAGGAUGAAGAGAUCGAUGGUGAACAGCUUGCUGAGAAGAUGGCACAGCAGCGGGCCACUAUGGAGGGAACCCUGAAGGUCUUCAAGGAGCUCUGCCCAGGCAGUUGCCUAGACAUUGACAAGAAGAUGCGAGAGAGUCCAGCAGAUGUGACUGCCAUGAUUCAGCAGAAGCUCCUUCCGACAGUCUAUGUUAUCUUGGCACCGAAUGCAGAGUCCAACUUUGGCAAUCUUGUGGCUGAGACCGUCUGCACUAUGAGCACAUCAGGAGGAGUGGAGGAUGCCCUGCCGUCCAAGUACACCAUCCUUGACGCCAUGGCAGUUUGUAAGCGCGGCAGCCACAGUCCAGCUGUUGAGGACGCCAUUGUCAAGGCAUCCUUCACGGCGGACACUCCAGACAGCUUGCCUGUGAAAGUAUGGGCGGAGAUCUGGAAGGAGGCCUUCCUGAAGUCGGCAGACCCAAUGGGCACGUUCUUGAUCACCAACUUCCCAACGGCCAGCUCUGUCAAGGCUAACAGUGUGCGAGACCAGCUCUCUGUGGUGGAGUCCGUUUCUGCUUUAGCAGGCAUCCUUCACAUCAAGCUCGGUGCCGCAGCGUACGCAUCCUUCUGCAGCACUGACGACGAGCAGCUGGAGGCGUACUCGAACUUCGAUGCCCAGGUGCACGACCAGGCAUUGGCCCAGUUUGGCCCUGGACGUAUCAUGGAAUGCCUGCUGAGUGAAGCGACGGACAGCACUACUGCUGCUCAGAAAGUUGCGACGCAGUUCUUCAGCUUUCAGGCCAAAGGCAACGCGUGA
Symbiodinium pilosum is the source of this 5566-nucleotide messenger RNA. NCBI's taxonomy places the organism in Eukaryota, Dinophyceae, Suessiales, Symbiodiniaceae. The record is from the annotation of a GenBank genome assembly.